Molecule: messenger RNA, 5916 nt
Organism: Aedes aegypti (yellow fever mosquito)
Lineage: Eukaryota; Metazoa; Arthropoda; Insecta; Diptera; Culicidae
Product: serine-rich adhesin for platelets
Exons: 7
Coding region: 1618-4191 (857 amino acids)
Molecular function (GO): protein binding
Source: RefSeq, a predicted model, not a curated record
UGCCGAGAUUCCGUUCAACGUUGACGUGGUUUCUAAGCGCCGCGCGUGACCCAUCCAUCGUAUCGACAAAAUCAAUCAACUUCAACACUUCCAUCCAGUUCCAAUCAGACUAAACUACCUGCCUUUACGGUUUGCUAUCUACGUGCAAAUCUAUAGGGAACUAACCGUCGGAACAUCCACGCGUCUUCUUCGGCAGGUUUGAAAAGGAGCGCAUCCCUCACCCGAGAGCGAGAAACUUAUCGCCGCGAGAGAGAGUUGCGGAAAAGGGUGUUGGAGAGAAAAGACGAACCCGCGCACUUGAUUGGACACUGCGGACACGGAGAGAGAAGUGAAAUAUAUUAAUUUUGAAAUAAAUUAUAAAAGCGAUCCGCGGAGGACGGACCGCUUCCAGACUGAGAGUGAGUGCAGUGCAAGGUCCAACAACUUCCUCCCAGAUCAUCGUUUGGCGAGGAUCAUCCAGGAAUCUAUCGUCUACGCGUAUAAAAACGAGACCAGUUCGAUCGCGGCCUCUAAGGAGAUCAGUCAACUAUCCCAGGCAGUGGUUGAAAUAGUCGAUCGACUGCUAAUGAGUUCAACGCGUCUACAUCCGCAUCCGUGAAAUCGAGUGAAAUUGGUGAAGAAAGUGAAAUUUGAUGGUCGUAGCAUACUGUGAUUGACAAGUUAGGAUUGUCGUCUUACGAAGGUUUGCAAGUGUUUCAGCGUUAGUUGCAUUGAAUCAAAGCAGGCGUCGACAGUUCGGCGAUUCACGAAUACUGCAGCAGAGUCGUACCUAGUAAACCACGGAGGCAGAAAAUGGUUCAAAUCGAGUUUGGCCACCAAGUAAUGACACCGCACCGCACCAAGUCGCCAAGUAACUAGUUAUUGUUGAAAGUGCGGCGUGCCUCCUCCUCGAAUAUAAGCGAAAAUCGCGAAACCAACCGUACACAAACGUGUGAAGCUCAAACGCGAAAUAUAUAAAAACCGUUCAAGUUGAUGCAUAAUUUUAAAGCCACGAGCUUCUGCGCGCGAGGGGCAAUAAAAGAGAAAUAGUUGGAUAAGUGAGUGAUUUUGCUUUAUUUCUUUGGCUGCAUUGCGACUUUAGUCCGAGCGUUUUAUAUCAUUUUAUUCGCUCUCUUUCAAACAAUUUAGAAACGAAUUUCGCGAACACCCACCACCAUUACAUAGCCCUCCCAUUGUCAACUCUCUGCGGGUGUCAUCAUCUUUCAAUCGAAAAUUCCCUCGCAGCUUUUUCUGCUUUGCCCAUAGACAGAUUAUGAAAAUUGAAUCUAUUUAAUAAUAUUACAUAAAAGUCUGACAAAAGAGGAGAAGAAACGCAAUAAAUUGACAACAAACAAAAAAAAAACACCGAAACAAAGAAGAUCAACACAGAGAAGAAAUUGCAACAAAACAGCAAAACAUAACAACCGAAAGAGAAAAGAAGAAAACGUGUGAACUAGUUGGAAAAGCGAAGAAAAAACCAGUAAACAGUGUAUCGGUGUGAGUACCAGUUGGAAAACACGACAUCAAGGAUCACGAAAACAAAAAAAAGAUUCCAGGUGGCAACCGGCAGCAGAAUUCCUGGAGUGCCAACGACGACAAGGUGUGUGACAGCUAGACGAAAUAGAAGAGCGAACUGCGAUGAGGAACUUGGACAAGCUGUGGUGGUGGCGGCCAAAUCCGACCCCACUGAACCGAAUAAGUCUCCCGAAAUGCAACUGCUCCCGUACCCUGCUGCUGGCCGGAUUAGUGCUCCUCUGCUUCUCGUCGCUGUCGGUGGUGCAAACAGGUCCAGUGACCAGGUCACGUCGAAUGCUGCGAGAGAUUCACGGUGAGAUCACGGAUACGAACGUUCAGAAUGUCACCAACUUUAUCGCUGACACAUGUCUCUACGAUGGAACGCAAGUGUCUCGGACGAGUAUCACAUGCGAAAAGAAGCACGGUUGUAGGGCGAUUCAAAAGACGGGCGAAUGCUGUCCCGACUAUCAGUGUGAAUGUCAACGGGAUGGAAAAGUUUACUCCAAUGGAGAGAAGGUGUUCGAUCCGGAAACGCCUUGCCGUGUGUGCUACUGCCAAGGAGGAGAGAUCUCUUGCAGUCAAGUAUCCUGCUAUAAACGACACGAUUGUGAACCGAAGUUCAUUCCUGGUAGAUGCUGUCCGGAAUACGACAACUGCCCUCCUCUAGAAAAUUCCAACACCGCGGAACCCACCUCGCCGAGCAGCGUGUCCAGCGAGCUGAAGGAAACCGAAAUCGAUGCUGAAGACCUGCUCGAUGCGGAGAACAAAAAGCUAUCGUCGAUAACAUCCAACGACGUUACAACAUCUGGUACAACUACGACAAGCAGCACAACGACAAGCACCACAACCGCCACCACCGAAGGUUCGACACCGGCCAAGUUGCAAAUCCCAGCCGCCAGCAACAACCCGCUAGGUAUCAAAAUCAAGGAAAUCACCAAACCGGAAGAGAUCCGACUGACCGAUUCCAGACCAAAAAUCACCACUACGACCAACAGCGCUAGCAGCAUCGAAGUUACAGCUCACCCUUCGACGGAAGUGUCUUCAUCUACGUCGGGACACAGCGAGGAAGCCAACAAUCUGGAACAUUUGGAUCUGAACGUGACCGAUGAUGGUGACGUUGGAAUGAAGAACGUUCGACACACAGAAGACGAGCUGACGGCGAAUGCUACGGUUGAGUUUGUAGACUCGAAUGAGAGUUCGACAGCUGGUCCGUCCGAUUCGUCGCCAUCAUCCUCUGAUGAAGUGGAAUCAUCAUCGGAGUCGAUCAGUUCGACUACAGCUAGGAUGACUGCUCCACCAACGAUGUCGACAACAACCGCCAUGCCCGAUGAUGUUUCCGACGAGGUGACCAAGAAGGACAAGCCACUACCAGCCGUUGUCCAGAUCGGAGAUAAGCUCGUAAUUGUGGAUCACAAUCAGCCGAAGCCGAUCACGGUCAUUCAGGUCGAAGAGGUAGCUGGAUUGCAACGGGGAGAUGACGACAUUUCAUACGACCAAGAAAUGUACACGGAUCGGGCUCCGGAGACUCCGAAACAGAUGAAGCUGGACAGUGGAGAAGGAGAGAUGUUGUCUACGCAGGCGGAUUCGAGUGUUGCGUUCGAGACGGUGUACCACGGAGGAUCGACUGAGAAUCUUGCUUCGGAAGAGGUUUUCGAGACGCAGCAUUACACUGAAGGACCCGAGACCAGUGCGGAAAGAAACGAAACUCAAGGCGAUCAGCUGUCUGCGAGUAGUGAGGAGUUCAUACAGUUACCGGCUUCGUCGGACAAGCCAGCAAGGUUGGAAGAAGAGCAUACGACGCUGAAUUCGUUGGCCACGAGUGUUGAGGAAGGCAGUACGACACUGGCAGAUCUGGCAAUAAACUCGGCUAGCUCAGAGGCUUCGGGAGAUGAAGUGUAUGAAACGCAUUUCUACACCGAAGGACCGGGAAGUUCAUCGGAAACCACAGAAGUUUCUGUAAAUGCGAUUGGCGAGUCGUCGGAAGCAGUGACUCCAAUGAAAGAGCUUCAAUCGGACGACAUGGCGACUCAGAGGAAGCCAUACAUCGAAGACGAUGAACAUGAUUUGAUUCAACCUGGUUUCCAACCCAUUCCGGAAGAUUUCAGUUUACCACUGAGGGAUCAGCCAGCGAUGGACGAUGAUAUGGAACCUUCCACAGCUUCUGCGAAGAGUGAACGCAAGGAAAAUGUCGGAACGCCGAAGAUUCUGUCGGAGGUCUUCGAAUACAAGCAUAAUGUGAGUAGUACAACAGAAACUUCGAACGAAACGGAGUCUGAGGCGACUAUCUCGCCAUCGUGGUUGAAAGACGAACCGAAGGCAAUGUUCCGGGCACCGGGUGAACCUCAUUUGAUUCCAGAAUGGGAGCGAAACAAUGUAACAGUCAGCAAUUCGUCAUCGGAAGAAGAAUUCAGUGGGGCCGGAGAGUUUCACGUAUUGAAAAUGAACUCCGAAGAGUACAUGGAUAGUUCUUCCGAGGGAAGUGGCGCGAGUUCGACAAGAAAGGAGCCAGAGGAAACGACUCUAGCGCCUUCAAAAAGUAUCCUACAGGAUAUUGACUCGUCGGAAAGCGGGUCCCUUUCGGAAUCGGACAGUGUGAGGCAUAACCCAAAAAAUGAUGCCGAAAGUGUCAAGUACGACGAAGAUGAGAACAGCACUGUUCAAGAGGCACUUCCCAAACAAGUGAAAUCUAGUGUCUGAGUUAAGGAUUGCGUUUAGAAUGGUAAUAGAAUUCAAUCAAAUUCAACAAGAAACUAGCUAAUCGAAUUUACUGAAUCAAGUAUUUAGCAGAUCUGCCGCGAUAUAAACAGGUGUUCUCGUCGAUCUGGAAAGUUCUAUUUCGGAUUCGACCGAGAAUCAGGUGCCAGUUGAUCAGAAGAUGCUGUUCUUCGACUCUUUCUCCUUGACUAUUCGAAUAAGGUUUAUUUAUUAUUCCUCCUGUUUCCAACCCCUCUAGGAAACAUAGUCUGCGUUCGAAGUGAAAGAUGGUUCUAAAACAAUACGCUUUAGACGGUUCAUUUUAGUGCCAUUAACCACAAACACAAACACACAAAAUCAGGAAAGGACACGCACAAACAGAUCAAGUCGGUAUAAUCCGCGUACAAAAUUACAGAAAUUUGGUUCAAUUUCCGGCGCUCAAGUCUUCGACGCAAACAGAAACUCAAGUGCAAUCGUUCAUUAAGGUUUUGUUCGGUUCGCACUGUAUUCCAAUCUCAUAGUUUGAUAGGAGCAUUGUGAACCAAUAGCCCUAAUUACGGAUCAUGUCUGGAGAGUUGUUCUCGGUGAAGCGACGAACCCCUGCAGGAACAAAUUGUACAAAAUGCGAAACAGGAAACAUAUCCAUGGCAAAAAGAAUCCCGAAAAAGUCGGAUUAUAACUGUAUCAGACGCAUCUUCCUACAUUCCUCCACACAUCUUACUUUAGUUAUUCAUAAAAUGGCUCAAACAUUGAUCGAAUCGAACUAAUAGUCGUUGUAGUAAGUUAUUUAUUACGUAAUGGUAGCAAAUUUUAGGCAAGGUUGAAAUUUGGAAAAACCACCCGAGAACAGUAAGCAAACGAAAAUUUCCUGCACAAAAGCAACAGAAAUCGAUCGUCAAAACACUCAAACAGAGAGAAGCAUGUGAUAGUUCUUACGUUACGUUGAAAAUAACUCAAGCCCCACUUCAAUCGAAACGGAUUUGACAUCCCUAACUAAACGACAUUUAUUUCUAGAGAUCUAAAAUCCGACGUCGGCGCAAUAGAGAGGCCGAUCAAGAAAUCUUAGCUUAAGUGUAAGACUGUUACUAGCAAUAGUUGAUGAUUAUUCGCAAUUACUGAAUGAAUUGAGGGAACAUGAUGAUUAUUUAUUGAUUAUUUAUAGUCGAUGAUGGCCGCGGAGGUCGUCUAGUUGAUUUCGAGUUCAUAUUCAUUUCAACUGUCAGUAAGAAAAGAAAAACGGCGUAGUUAGUCGCGGGCGAGUUCAAAAACUCGCUGCCCCUAGCAAAUAGUAGGCAUUUCUCAAUUUUUAUCAUUUUUAUACUAUUAUUACUGUAACCACUGUCAUCAGAACCAUUCCUUUCAUUUAAAAUGCGAUUAGCAAACCCAGAAUACCCCUCAAACUCCCGAGUAGAUCUAGCAAAUAAGCAUCGUUAGGAAAUUAAAUCCAAUUAUUUCUGAUGAAAGAGAGUCAUACUUUUAAUUUGCAUUAUUAUGUGUAAACUUUGUCAGUUGAUGAUGAGGAAGCCACCCGGUCGUCUUUCCCUGGAGAACUUUUUUACUCAGCACCAUAUUGGAACCAUUCAGUAUGUGCUGCCCAAGAGACAGGAAAUUAGUUCCGCAUGUAGAGGAAGAUGAACCGAUGGCAAGCAAUUAUAAGCCGUUACUAGGCGAAGCAGUCGAUCGAUUAAGAAAUGUAAAAUAAACUAAAUAAAAUUGAAAAACUUUCUA